UUUUAUUUCAGGGGCAACGCGUCUGUUUCCUUUAUUGGAUAUUGGUUACCUUGAGCUCAAGGACUAUCUCGGUUCAUAGUUUCCUUUCCUCCUCUAUUACCAUGGCCAACCCCCUUAGUUUGCAAACGUCCGACGAUGGUACAAGCAGUCAUAUGUUUCUUAGUGAACUCCGUGAAGGGAGCACCGGACCUAUCAUGAUAAUGGUUUGUAGAAAAUGGGACGUGACAAGUGUUAACGGCAGGUACAUGAGCACCGACUAUAUUGUCACUGACAUAAAGGGAGGUGUGAUGCAUUGCACCGCAAGGAAUAACAUUGCCCACUAUUUCUUUGACAAACUCAAAGAGGGUGGUGUAUAUUUGGUCAACGGUUUCGCCGUGCAACCUACAAAUCAGUAUCGGAUUCUUAAAGACAGCCCCUUUGUGAUUGGGUUGCAUGGUUCGACAACUGUGAAGCGGGUUGAUGAUGACGGCAGUCGUUUUGAACGCUACCCUUUCCUGCUUACGGCAUUUGAGGAUCUCCAACCAACCGAAAACAAGUACUUCGUUGGUAUGUUUCCUACACCCCACCUGGUAUUUGUCGUUAAAAUACUAUUGGGGCGUAUAUUAAAUGCAAUCUACAUCGAAAUAAAUAUAAAUCUUUGA
Messenger RNA from Helianthus annuus (common sunflower), 641 nucleotides. RefSeq names its product replication protein A 70 kDa DNA-binding subunit C-like. The transcript is spliced from 3 exons. Lineage: Eukaryota; Viridiplantae; Streptophyta; Magnoliopsida; Asterales; Asteraceae. The record is from RefSeq and is a predicted model, not a curated record. The coding region runs from base 102 to 641 and encodes 179 amino acids.